UGAUGAGGAUGGAUAUAGAUUUAUGAGCAUGGAUUAGAAUCAUGGAUGUUAAUAUUUUUGGUUAAUGAAAUAUUUUUGAAAGAUGAAUUGUUAGCAUAUUGAAGUUUUAUGAUAUUUUUGAGAAACUUAUGUCAUUAUUUUUCUCGUGUUUAUGAAAGUUAUUUUCCAAAGCUGGGAUACUUACAAAACAGUAACCAAGUAUUGAGAGAAAGGUUUCCAGAUUAAAUGCAUCUUUAUUUCUUGUUAUAUUUUUUUUUUAUUCACAAUUUUUUUUUUUUUUUUUUUUUUUGGGUAAAGUUAUUCUCUUGUAUCAUGCCUAUUUUUGUUUUCUAAUUGUUCCCUAAGCCUAUUUUGCCAUCCACUGGGGCUUUGUGUAACAAAAUUUUUGAUCAUUGUGAAUAUAUAUAUAGUUGCCUUGCCAAGCCAAUUCGGUGCAACCUUGUCGUCCCUUGGUACUUAUAUUUGCAGCACAAACGCCAAUGACAUUCCUGCUAUGUUUGACUAGUCUCGUACUCAGUUGCUAUUAAAAAAUAUUCAUCCACAAGUCGCCCAUGAAAGCUGCUUUGCCUUAUAGUAUAAUGGAAUGGCAAAGCGUGGAUUGCUCAAGCAACUUGUUGGUGACCUCUCCUUCCUCGACUCCUCACCCUUUGCCAAGCUCUUGGAUUCUUGCGUCCGCACAAAGUCGGCACACGAUGCACGCCGUAUCCAUGCCCGUAUCAUCAAGACCCAGUUUUCGUCUGAGAUUUUUAUACAGAAUAGGCUUAUUGAUGUGUAUGGAAAAUGUGGUUGCUUGGAUGAUGCACGGAAGAUGUAUGAUAAAAUGCCUGACAGGAAUGUUUUUAGUGGGAACUCCAUUAUAACUGUGUUAACAAAAUUGGGGUUUCUUGACGAGGCUGUGCAGAUUUUUGAAUCAAUGCCCGAACGUGAUCAAUGCUCUUGGAAUUCAUUGGUUGCGGGAUUUGCUCAGCAUGAUCACUUUGAAGAAGCUUUGGAAUGUCUUGUUGAGAUGCGUAGAGAAGAUUUUAUGCUUAAUGAAUACACGUUUGGUAGUACUCUUAGCGCUUGCUCAGGGUUGAGAGAUUUAAAAAUGGGUACCCAAAUCCAUGCUUUAAUAUCGAAAUCUCCCUACUCUGUUCAUGUUUAUAUGGGGUCUGCCCUAAUUGAUAUGUACUCUAAAUGUGGUAGUACAACUUGUGCACAAAGAGUUUUUGAUUGGAUGGAUGAGAAGAACAUUGUUUCUUGGAAUAGCUUGAUUAGUUGUUACGAGCAGAAUGGUCCAGCAAGUAGAGCUCUAGAAGUUUUCGGGAAGAUGAUGGAUUUUGGUUUUGAACCAGAUGAAGUCACAUUAGCCAGUGUGGUAAGUGCAUGUGCAAGCAUGUCGGCAAUAAAUGAAGGUCUGCAAAUUCAUGCCCGUGUUAUGAAAUGUGAUGAGUUAAGAGAUGAUCUCAUUUUAGGCAAUGCAUUGGUUGAUAUGUAUGCGAAAUGCAGUAGGCUAAAUGAAGCUAGAUGGGUUUUUGAUAGGAUGCCAAUGAGGAAUGUGGUCUCAGAAACCUCCAUGGUAAGCGGCUAUGCCAAGGCAGCAAGUGUAAAAACUGCAAGGUUAAUGUUUACAAAUAUGAUGGAAAGGAAUGUAGUGUCUUGGAAUGCACUUAUUUCAGGGUACACACAAGUUGGGGAAAAUGAAGAGGCACUUGCACUCUUCCUCCUCUUGAAAAGAGAAUCUGUUUGGCCAACCCACUACACAUUUGGGAAUCUCCUUAAUGCUUGUGCAAAUCUUGCUGAGCUGCAGCUUGGCAGGCAGGCUCACACACAUGUCUUGAAACAUGGAUUUCGUUUCCAGUCUGGGGAAGAGCCUGAUAUUUUUGUUGGGAAUUCUCUAAUUGAUAUGUACAUGAAAUGUGGAUCAGUUGAAGAUGGGCAUAGAGUUUUUGAAAAUAUGGUGGAAAGAGAUUGUGUCUCAUGGAAUUGUAUGAUUGUUGGGUAUGCACAAAAUGGUCUUGGAACUGAAGCUCUCAGAAUAUUCAGAAAAAUGUUAGUGUCUGGGGAGCAACCAGAUCAUGUGACCAUGAUUGGUGUCUUAUGUGCUUGUAGCCAUGGAGGGCUGGUUGAAGAGGGGUGGCACUACUUUCUCUCAAUGACGGAGGAGUUCUGUUUGGUACCAUUGAAGGAUCAUUACACAUGUAUGGUGGAUAUACUUGGUCGAGCUGGUUGCCUUGAUGAAGCAAAGAAUUUAAUAGAAGCAAUGCCAAUGCAGCCCGAUGAUGUUGUCUGGGGAUCGUUGCUAGCUGCAUGUAAAGUUCAUCGUAACAUUACCUUAGGGAAGUAUGUGGCAGAGAAACUUUUAGAAUUCGAGCCUAAGAAUUCUGGACCUUAUGUUCUUCUCUCAAACAUGUAUGCUGAGCUUGGAAGAUGGGGUGAUGUUGUUAGGACAAGGAAGCGAAUGAGACAACAAGGAAUUAUCAAGCAGCCAGGUUGCAGUUGGAUUGAAAUACAAGGGCAUGUAAAUGUUUUCACGGUCAAAGACAAGAGGCAUCCCAGAAGAAAAGAAAUCUAUUUGCUUCUCAAGUCACUCGUACGACAAAUGAAGCGAGCUGGAUACAUCCCGUAUGCUUUUGGUCAUGAGGUUGAUGAGGAAUAUAGUGACUCUGAAUUUACUUCAUGUUACACAAUGAAUACACCACAAUAUACUGUUGCUGGAUAUUAACUUGGCAAUAUUGGUAUUUAUACUAAUUUUUCUUUCAUAUGUCUUACCAGUACUUGAUCACAUUUUUUCCCCCAAUUUUGGGAUCACAUGGUUAUAAAUACAAUUUCUGAAAAAUCCUAUCUAUAUUAUAUUCUAUAAGUGGGUUGUUACCAUACUGAACUCAAACAGUUGUAUUUUUUUGUUGUUUAUUAAAGUAUUUCAUUAGUUCAAGUUGAAUACAAUGAAUAGACUACCUUACCUAUAGGCUAUG
Messenger RNA from Ziziphus jujuba (common jujube), 2954 nucleotides. Its product is annotated as pentatricopeptide repeat-containing protein At2g13600. The coding region runs from base 584 to 2704 and encodes 706 amino acids. Gene Ontology annotation, molecular function: RNA binding; protein binding. The transcript has a single exon. NCBI's taxonomy places the organism in Eukaryota, Viridiplantae, Streptophyta, Magnoliopsida, Rosales, Rhamnaceae. The record is from RefSeq and is a predicted model, not a curated record. Gene Ontology annotation, biological process: RNA modification.